This is a messenger RNA of Dalotia coriaria, 1936 nucleotides long. RefSeq names its product Tachykinin (gene Tk). The coding region runs from base 333 to 1076 and encodes 247 amino acids. NCBI's taxonomy places the organism in Eukaryota, Metazoa, Arthropoda, Insecta, Coleoptera, Staphylinidae. The record is from RefSeq and is a predicted model, not a curated record. The transcript has 4 exons.
AGGGGCAUAGAAUAAAAGAUAAACUAUCACACAAUACGUAUUCUGUAUUGCAAUGACAACAACAAACAAACCGGCAGUUGAACAAGUGCAGUCGAGCAUAAACAUGUUGCAACGCAAGCAAUUAUUUACUUUAAACUAAAAUAUGAAAUAAUUGUGCGUGAACUUGAAGGUGAAAAUGUCGCAACUUCACUAAAGACAAAUAAUAUAGUCGCGAAUACAUUCGACGCUUUCCAUUCGGUAAUGAGGUUGUAAUUGCGCGCGGGUGAACAACUAAUUAGUUGCGGGUUUUGCACCACCACAUCACACGCUGACGGCCGGCAGGCGACGGAAGGAUGCGAGGAUUUUUCCCAGCAAAUUGGGAUCGCGGCGUAAUGCGAAUUCCUCACAUUACCCUACUGCUGGCGACCGUGUGUCUUGUGACCGGGAGCGAUUCGCACAAACGAGCGCCAUCGGGAUUCACCGGCGUGAGAGGCAAGAAGUCCAUCACCGACAGCGAGUAUGCAAAUGUUGAAUACCCGGCGGAGAAGCGAGUGUCCGCCGGCUUCUUCGGCGAUCAACAGAAACCAUUCGAUGGCUGGGCUGAAAAACGCGUCCCGGCAUCCGGUUUUCUAGGUGUACGGGGCAAAAAGGAUUCAGAGAAUGACUUCGACAAACGAGCACCCAGCGGAUUUCUAGGCAUGCGUGGCAAAAAAGAGUUUGAUCCGUACGGUCACCUGGAGAAACGCGCCCCCUCAGGGUUCCUGGGAAUGCGUGGCAAGAAAGACAACGAAAUGUUGGACGACGAGUUAAAACGUGCGCCGGCGGCUGGAUUCUUUGGCGUCCGCGGCAAGAAGGAACCCACGCGGGCCAGCUUCUUUGGCAUGCGUGGCAAGAAGUAUCCGUACGAGUUCCGAGGCAAGUUUGUCGGGGUGCGUGGCAAGAAGGCAUCUGAGGAGGCAAGCAAAGACUACACCGAGGUGAUGCAGCAAGUCGGCAAAGACUUGGACAUCAAUCAGCUGAUGUUACUGCUGACUGAGAACGAACCGUACAAUAAUCCCGAUAAUGUCUAUCAAUAUUUCAACAAUAUUAAUAAUUAGAUAUUUGUGACUACAGUUAACCCCUUACCGCAAGAGGAGACAAAAAUACCUACUAGAUAGCUAGACACAAUUUUGUGAGGCGGAAAACUAAUAUCAAGUAGAUAGUAAACUAAUGACUUAAUAAUUAACUUGAUGCUAACUUAAUCUCACUGAAAAAGAAAACAAAUAUACAUUACGGAGCUAGCCAUAAUUCAACCCAGUUUUCGUGUACAUAAGUAAAAAAAAACAAAGGCGUAAGACAAAUUCCACUCGGACUGUAUGAAGAAACGGAAUCUUACUGGAAGGAAAUUGGGUUUAAUUAUUACAGCUCAUAUAUUUUUGCAUUGCGGGGGUUUUUAGACAUAGGCUGGAUGUUUGAAAAGCUCCCUUGCAAAGACAACUUCCCACGAAUCUCUAGCAUUACAUUCAUUCGUGUUGCGACUAAUCCUAAUUUUCUGUUCAUCGUUUUCCGUCCUGCGACAACUUUUACCAAACGCAACAAAUUGUAAUCGCUAUUCAGCAUUCGUGCGUGUCCUGCAAAGUUUCAAAGACUAUUUCACUGUUAUCUUGAAUCUUCAAAGAAUGUUGGCUAAAAUAAAUGUCAAAACUUGCAAGAGAGUGGUAAUGAUGAUAAUAUUAUAAACGCAUAUCAAAAUAAUGAGAACCCUUUGUAAAAAUUAUCAAGAACUACAAGUAUAUAUCAUAUGCAAAAUUAAAAGUAUCAUAUGGCAAUUACUACCUAAGUAAGCAUUAAGGACAUAUUCAAGAAACAAGAAAUUUCAAAUAUAUAAAACUAAAUGAAUGUCUCCCAUAUGGUCAAUAGAUGUAUUUGUUUGUUUCCUCUAAUUUGUGAAAAUAUAGAUAUCGUUACGUGACUAAAA